AUGGAGCCCGACAACCCACCAAGCGGAGACAUUGCGGCCGUCGCAGAGGCUAAGCUAUCAGAGCGCAAGCGUCUUAAACACAGGGAAUAUGUGAAGAAAUCGUACAAGAAGAAGCUUCAGGAGAAUGGGCGACUGUACCAGCUCAACGCAUACCACAUGAAGGUCGAAAGCCGCAUGGGCCAGCUGAUUGAUGCUUACGAGGCGGCCAAAGAGCCGCUGCCCGGGGUUUCUACAGGUCGCCAGUACCGUAUUCGCCCGAUGUCUACUGCUGCCUACACUAACGUGGUCAACAUUGCAAUGAACGACGUACUACGCUUUGCCCGUAGUCCGGAGAAAUUAAGUACUGGUGCCCGUGUGCUGGGAUGGGCGGAUCAACGUGAGGUUCACGGACGCACACUUAAGUUUGCUUUGCAGAAGGAGUUUGGCCUCUCACCUCUCAACUUGUUACAAAGAAGCUGGGAAAUAUUCUCUAACCCCGAGGAGUUUUCUAAAAUCUACGGUGCUGCUUUGGAUGUGCAGUUCUAUGCGCUGCAGCAUAUUGAUGCUGAUACGAAACUCUUCUUUCGACGCAUCACUACACCAGCAGACAGCGCCCGAGUUGUCAAAACAGUCUUCUUGCUUGCGAGAAGGCAGAUCAAAGAAGGUUACCUGCUGCUCUUCCGGUCUAUUGAUAAGGAUCUUGUGCGCUUCGAAGAGUUUGAUGUCGGCGGCGUACCAGAUGUCAACUUGAACGAUGCUCCAGCGCUUAAGCUGGCGUCCUCCGACAUGUGGAUCGAAAAGUACAUUUGGGUUUUGUUUUACAACGUACCCACCGAGCCCAAGAAGUGUCUGUUCCACUUUGGCGGGACUGCCACCACCACGCUUUGGCUGCGCGAGGUUCUGUUCAUCGCGGUUCGAUGGGAGAGCAUGGCCGUAGGCUCGCAGUUCACACUCACUGCAGAAUGA
Molecule: messenger RNA, 945 nt
Organism: Phytophthora infestans T30-4
Lineage: Eukaryota; Oomycota; Peronosporomycetes; Peronosporales; Peronosporaceae
Exons: 2
Coding region: 1-945 (314 amino acids)
Source: RefSeq, a predicted model, not a curated record